Colletotrichum graminicola M1.001 is the source of this 1392-nucleotide messenger RNA. Its product is annotated as iron transporter. The transcript is spliced from 4 exons. Gene Ontology annotation, molecular function: iron ion transmembrane transporter activity. Gene Ontology annotation, cellular component: membrane. Gene Ontology annotation, biological process: iron ion transmembrane transport. The record is from RefSeq and is a predicted model, not a curated record. Bases 1 to 1392 code for a protein of 463 amino acids. Lineage: Eukaryota; Fungi; Ascomycota; Sordariomycetes; Glomerellales; Glomerellaceae.
AUGCCCCCAACUCUCAAUGACGAAGAAGGCAGCCUACCCUCCGAGCAAACAGCACUCCUAGGCAGUGAGGGUGACAAUGCUGGCGGCACGAUUCUUGUGGCCCAAAGGGUGACUCCCCAGACAGCACGCCGGCUUUACCUUUCGCACUUUUUGUCUACGUGGAACUCCCGCAUGUUCGAGUUUGCCGCCGUGCUGUACCUAGCGACCAUUUUCCCGGCGACUUUGUUGCCAAUGUCGCUCUAUGCCCUCACCCGAGUAUUCCAAAGACUGGCCGUGUCGGCAUCCUGCGCCGUGUUCUAUGUUCUCUUCAUACGUCUGCCUUUCGGCGAUCAUGGCAGACUGGGACUUCUUGCCCUUCUCUCCGUGCUGGCGUGCGCCGAGAAGCUAUAUUCUAUUAUCAACAUGGUCUCUGUUGAGAAAGACUGGGUCGUGGUCCUUGCCAAAGGAAACACGGAGGCUCUCGCAACUCUGAAUGCACAAAUGCGUCGAAUCGACCUUUUUUGCAAAUUGCUGGCCCCUCUUUUCAUCGCUGUCAUUGAUGGAUUCUCGACAGAAAUCGCCAUUAUCGUCAACUUUGCUAUGAACAUGGCGUCGGUUGUGGUGGAAUACUACGCUAUUGCGAAGAUAUAUGAUGAGGAACCAGAGUUGCAGGAACGCAAGCCCAAACCUAAUGCCGAGCUUUCUCAGCUUAAUUCCAACCCAGAAAAUGCGGCACCAUCUGCAACAUCAGGACGGAAAGUGUGGCAGCUCUUGGGAGAGUUCGUUUCGGACUUCACGUUUUACUUUAGCCACCGCGCGUUCCUGCCCUCGUUCGUGGGCUCACUUCUUUAUCUCACGGUCCUCAGUUUUUCUGGUCAGAUGGUGACGUACCUUGUUGCGUCUGGCUAUACCACGACGUACAUCGGUGUGGCAAGGACAAUCGGCGUGGUCUUCGAGGUAUUGGCUACAUGGAUAGCACCUUGGCUUAUCGGAAAGAUUGGCCCACUGAGAGCAGGUCUCUGGUUGAGCAACUGUCAGGUCCUGCCGCUCAUCGGCGGGUUGUCAAUCUUUUGGGUGUUCACGCCGGACCCUCUGAUCUCAGCGACCAGUCUGGUCGUUGGAACCAUCAUCAGCCGACUUGGACUCCGAGGUUUUGACUUGUGUAUACAGAUCAUCGUCCAGGAGGAAGUGGAAGCCGAGAGCCGUGGUCGAUUCUCGACCAUCGAGGCAGCCUGGCAAAAUACAUUCGAGCUUCUCUCGUUUCUCUCGACGAUUGUGUUCUUUAGACCGGCACAGUUUAACUGGCCUGCCUUGAUCUCUGUGACGGCUGUUACCUCAGCGAGUCUUGCAUACACAGCGUACGUUGGUCGGAAAAGGGGCCAUUUGAUUCAUUACGAGAAGCUUGGUUUCUAG